This is a messenger RNA of Dreissena polymorpha, 1149 nucleotides long. Its product is annotated as coiled-coil domain-containing protein 103-like. The record is from RefSeq and is a predicted model, not a curated record. The transcript has 3 exons. Gene Ontology annotation, biological process: determination of left/right symmetry; epithelial cilium movement involved in extracellular fluid movement; inner dynein arm assembly. Gene Ontology annotation, cellular component: outer dynein arm. Bases 275 to 1030 code for a protein of 251 amino acids. Lineage: Eukaryota; Metazoa; Mollusca; Bivalvia; Myida; Dreissenidae.
AGUGUUGCCCAUAAAAAACGAGAGCCCUUUUAGUAGGGCUAAUCAAGUAAAGUGUUACAAAUUUGUGUCACUAUCAGCUGAAUAAACAACGCAAUUAUCUUGUGAGAUAAUUCAAACAGUUACAAAUAUUUUUUAAAAUGGAGCAGGGAAGAUGUCAAAUGUUUUGAUAUUAUAAUGAAUUCCAAAGACGCUAUUUAUGUGGAUAACCAUUUACAUUGAUGAAUUAUGAUUUGCAUACACACCGUUAUUUUAUAUUCUUCAGAACUUAUAAAAAAUGACUACGGAAACCACUGAGGAACUGACUAUCUCUAAAACUGACACUCAUGAGACAACAGCUCAGACUGCAAAGAUUUCACAUGACGAUGACAAAGUUAUUGACUUUAAGAAGUUGGAGUCUGAACUUCAAAAUGCUGUAGAGGGAGAGGCUAGAUACUGGAGAGAAAAUGAUGCAAAGUUCCGAGCUGUUCACCAGAAAGUUGCAUCUUAUGACGAGUUUCGUGACAUUGUCCUGGCAUCCCACCUUCUGCCGCUCGAGAAGGACGACAGACUGACAAACAUCAAGUUUAUACAGCCAUGGAACACACAGGCUCAGAAGAAACAGGACAGUGGAAACAGAGAAACUACUGCUGAAAUUCCAAAGGCUAAAGACUGGCCAACAUCGGGUCAAGGAUUUGUGCGAGAAUGGCGGAGAUUAAAUAAGGACACCAAACAACAGUACGCUUACCUGCUGCAAAUAGGUGGUGAACAACUAGGAACGAUUUUCAAAACCGAGAUCGGUUUUGGAUUACUAGGAGAGUUUGGAAAUUGCCUGAAUUGCGCUUUUGCGGAACAGGAUUCUAAUGCCAUAUUGUGCAUUCUUCAACAUUUGAGCACUACAAAUAGGUUUUCAUUGACGGUUCAGUUUUUGAGUUCUAAAGAGAAAGAUUAUUUUAACAGCCUUUUCAGAAAAUUGAGUGAAUCUUUAAAGGGUAGAGACCCUGAGACUGAUGUAUUUAAAGAUCUGUUGACUAAAUAUGAAGUGAAGUUAUGAAGAAUUAAAUUUAUAAUUUGAGUAAUUAAAUGUGUGUUGCUCUAGAACACAAGUUCUUACUUAACAACAUGUUAAUGUAUAAUAAUUGUAAUGGGUAAAUGUUACAUUAACCAAUCAAG